Messenger RNA from Zootermopsis nevadensis, 2260 nucleotides. RefSeq names its product torsin-2A. Gene Ontology annotation, molecular function: ATP hydrolysis activity; ATP binding. The record is from RefSeq and is a predicted model, not a curated record. NCBI's taxonomy places the organism in Eukaryota, Metazoa, Arthropoda, Insecta, Blattodea, Termopsidae.
UAUGGUUUGGGGCUACGAAGGUUAACAGGCAGUGCCGCUCGUCCAUGCUGGUAUCGUUGUGUAUUUCCAUGUUAUAUAUAGAUGACAGCAGUAACGCCUAAGAGUACCAACGUACACGAAACGCCUGUCAAGAUGUACCUAUGCUCUCUGGUGUAGAUGCUAACUCAUUAAGUGUGUGGGAACUGUUCAAACGGUAUUUCGAAGCGGGCAAGAUAAGUGGAAAUUAUUGUUUGGUAGUUAUGAGGGAAUUACGUUUUUACAUGUAUGCUACUGUAGAGAACUGUACGAGCUAUAUUCUGAAUUAAUGACGGGUUAUGUGCAGAAGCUGUUUUUAAAUCAAGAGUGAAGAGGUUAGAAACGAAAACGUUAGUAAAUCCUAAUAUAAUCUGAUAUUUAGUAUCUUCAUUAUGCUCAACAGAUCACACUCUAUGUCCGAGUUUCCUGUUUCAAAACUAGUCAGAACUGAAGAACUUAAACAUAAUGAUUUAGGACAACCUUUGAUCAAACAUUAUAGUUGUGAACAAAUAUUAUACGGUACUGACAAAAUCAAAAUUGAGCGGAUUGUUCAGGAAGUUCGUAUAACUACUGAUAAUAUUUCAAGUUGGAAUUCUUGGGCAGUGAAGUAUGAGAGCCCAGUAUCUUCACUGAAGAAUUUCUGUGAAGACCAGAAUAAGCAAAGUCAAGAGAAUCAUCAUGAAACCUUCUAUCCAGUGGAAAGGAAAAAUGAUAAUGUAGCAGGAUCAAAAGCUCUCCUCAGACCAUUGAGAUUACCACCAAGUAAUUCGACAGGCCAAAGAAAGGAUUCGGUGUUAUUUGUGUUCCUACCAAUCAUAUUUAUAGUUGCAUCUGUUAUAGCAUGUACUUCAGUGUAUUUGGCUUCAUAUCAGAGAGUUUGUAAGUUGACGUUGGAUAUAAAUGCUGUGAAAUCUGUGCUUGACAGUAGUUUGUUUGGUCAGGAGGAUGUAAUUUAUAAUAUGGUGUCCACUUUACAAAUAUUCUGUAGUACCAAAGAACCAGGAAUUGUAAUAAUGGCACUUCUUGGGGGAACAGGUGUUGGUAAGUCUUAUACCACCUCAAUUAUAUGUAACCUUUUUCCAUGGGGAAAAAAUGUUCAACAUUUUGUCCUGCCAUUUCGUUCCAAUUUAUUGCCUGUUUCUGAUGAUUAUGGAAAGUUCUCUUCCUGUGGUGACAAUCUGGUUGUAAUGGAUGGUUUGGUACCAAGUGACGUGGAUGAUACAAUAAAGUUUCUUCACAACCUAAUGAAUCAUAGUAAGGAACAUGGUAUCAGAGUUAUUGUUAUUCUUGUGUUCAGUAGUGAAGUUCAGAAGAUGAUCUUGGAGGGUUAUGGAAACUUAAAACACGAACUUCAAGUUAGUAAACAAAAAUUAAGCAGUGCUUUCCAAGAUGCUGGAUUAGAUGUCAGUUUGAUCACUUUUCAACCUCUCGAAAGGGAACAUAUUGUGAUGUGUAUUAAAGAAGCUCUAAGUCAGAAAGGGAUUUUAUGGUCAAGUACUGAGAUAGAACGAGUCAUGGUCCUCUUGCCUCAGGACACUGGAUGUAAAGGAGUUGCAAGCAAGGUUCAGCUAUUCAUCACUUCUGAUUGAAGGGAUAUCUAGAUUAGGAUCUCAAAAUGUGUUUAAUUGAAAGUGGUUACUGAACAUUCUAAUAAACACACAAGAUACAUGUUUACAUUUGAAAUGGAAUAUGAAAAUUUCUCAAAAUGUUUGAGUCUGUACAAAUAAUCAAAAUCUGAACAAUGUAAAACCAUUUUCUUUGUAGGUGCUAGACUUUAUUGCAUAGAAAGUGUUUGGAUUAGCAUCUUGUGAGUAACAAUGUUGAACAUGCUGAAGAUUUAAUGGGUUUAUUGUUUGGUGUAAAAAAUUCUGUUUUAUAAAGGAAAAUAGAAAUACAUUUUGGAAAUGUUUUUUAAUAUGUAAAAUUAGUGUUAUUCUCUGUUGAUUACCUAUUCAGUUUUAAUCAUUCUGCACAAUGCAUUUUCCAUGUACUUGUAAUACCACAUUACCAUGUUAUAUGAAAGACAUGGAAACAUAUAAAAGAUUGUAAAUGCAGUUUGAGAAUUACAAAGAUUUAAAUGUAAUGUUGGACUAACUGGUUACUGAAUAUUGGGAUUAAUUAAAAUAAAGUUGUAAGAAAACUCUUCAACAAUUUGUUUUAUAUUCUGCUUGUUUGUUUAAUUGAUUGAGAGUUUUAUUAUUGUACCUUUGAAAAACACUGUGAAAUAAAGUGCUACAAAGACAUC